ACGUGACGUAUCUAUGAUGAAUCAAUUAAACGAACAAUCUGUAUUAAUGUCGGUAUCUUAUGCCCGCGAUUACGAGUACAGCAUUCAAAUGAAUCGUUGGUUAUUAAAACCGAUCGGUGCCUGGCCCAAUCUCACGAAAACCACAAGAACUGAAAAAUUACUCGUCAAAUUAUUAAACUUUAUCUGUCAUUCGCUGAUUAUUUUCACGGUGAUGCCAUGCAUGAUGUACAUUUUCUACGAAAACGAGAGUUUGAAGACAAGAAUGAAGGCAAUCGGACCGACAAGCCAUUGGAUAAGGGCAGAAUUGAAUUAUUGUUGUCUAUUGAUGAGAGCAAAAGAGAUCGUCUAUUGUAUUGAACAUAUAGAAUAUGAUUGGAAAACAGUUCGAAGAGCUAGAGAUCGAGAAUUGAUGAUAAAGAACGCUAGACUCGGUCGUUUCAUCACGUGCAUCGCCGCACUUUGCAUGUAUUGCGGAGUCAUAUCUUACAUCGUGAUCACAGGUUUCAAAAAGAUAACAUUUCAAAUUGGAAAUGACAGCUAUUCGAUGUAUCAGUUACCUUGUCCAUUCUAUACGAACCUGUUAGAUGUUAGGUUCAGUCCCAUGAACGAGAUCGUAUUCGCUCUACAGUUCGUCUCCGGAUUCAUCUCAACCUCGGUCACAGUUGGAGCUUGCGGACUAGCCGCCGCAUUAGCAAUGCACGCGUGUGGUCAGUUCAACGUGGUGAUGGCCAAGUCGGAUAAAUUGGUGAAAGAUAACAAUGAGAAAAAACAGGACGAGCACACGCUUCACAAGAAGCUUGGUUUUAUCGUUGAGCAUCAUCUACGAACAUUAAGUCUUGUAUGGUAUAUGGAAAAAGUUAUGAAUAUGAUUUGCUUGGUUGAAUUGGUGGGAUGUACAAUGAACAUGUGUAUUCUUAAAUAUUACUUUCUCACGGAAAAAUCAAAGACAGUAUUAGCUAUAUACGCAAUCGUAUAUGCAUCUACGGUCUUUAAUAUAUUUAUAUUUUGUUAUAUAGCAGAGAUAGUUACAGAACAGGGCAAAAAAGUAGGAGAGAAAUUUUAUAUGACUGAAUGGUAUCAGUUACCUCAUAAAACUGCUCUCGGAUUAGUAUUAAUCAUUUCAAGAUCGAGUAUGGUAAUUAAAAUUACUGCUGGAAAAUUAAUACAAAUUUCUAUCGCAACUUUCGCUGCUGUAAGUAUUGAUAUGAAAACAUUUUCUCUUCAUUUCACGAUGAUGAACCAAGUCGCAAUCACAGAGGAAAUUAAAAUCAACAGUGAUUACAGUCUUCAGUUGAAUCGAUGGUUUCUAAAACCAAUCGGUGCUUGGCCUUUGUUCUCUACCACCACAAAAUUUGAAAAGAUCGUUUCGUUAAUUUUAAAUAUCGUAUGUUACGCAAUUGUGAUAUUAUGCGCGACUCCUAGUUUGAUGCAAAUAAUUUUAGCUGAAGAAAGCUUUUAUCUGAAAUUGAAAACACUCGGUCCUGUGAGCCAUUGGUUUGUUAGCACUGUUAAUUACACAGCAUUAUUAAUGAAAAGUAAAGAUAUACGUUAUUGCUUCGAGCAUAUGGAAACCGACUGGCAAACAAUAAAAAGAAUGGAGGACCAACAGACGAUGCUGAAAAAUGCAAAAUUUGGCCGCUAUGUGGCCGCCUCGUGCGCCAUCUUCAUGCAAGGUGGCAUUUUGUGCUUUUGUUUCGUGACUAUAUUGACAACGGAGACUAUUCAAGUAGGUAACGAGACAAGAGUUCUUCAUGUGCUACCUUGUGCUGUGUACAAAGAACUGGUAAACGUCGAGGAAAGUUCCAUCAACAUUUUUAUGCUUUGUUUCCAAUUUGUGGCAGCCGCUAUCGCAAAUUCCAGCACAGUUGGAAUUUUUAGUCUCGCGGCUGUUCUUGCCGCUCAUGCAUAUGGCCAAUUAAGUGUGGUUAUGGUAUGGAUCACGGAAUUCGUGAAUCAAUCGAGAGAGCAAAAAAAAACAAAUGAUUUUAAAGAAAUAGGAAUAAUCGUAGAACGACAUUUGAGAGUAUUGAAUUUCAUAACAUAUCUUGAGAAUAUAAUGAAUCGGAUAUAUUUUUUGGAAUUGUUUAGGUGCACGAUGAUCAUAUGUAUAGUCGGUUAUUAUAUUCUUACGGAAUGGGCGGAAAAAAAUGUUCAAAAUUUAACCACCUAUUUCAUGAUGCUUCUCUCGAUUUGUUUUAACAUUUUUAUUAUAUGUUAUAUCGGUGAAAUAUUGACAGAACAGUGCAUGAAAAUUGGUGAAGUGGUUUAUAUGACAGAUUGGUAUUAUUUACCCGAUAAGACAAUCCUUAAUUUGAUUUUGAUAAUACUACGAUCGACUGUCGUAGUCCAAAUCACUGCUGGAAAAUUAUUUAAUAUGUCCAUUUAUACUUUCGGUGAUGUGUUAAAAACUGCUUUUGCGUAUUUAAAUCUACUACGACAAAUGACGUGAUAAAAUAAAAUUUAAAAGAAAAUUGAUAUAUUAAAUUUAUAAAAUUAAUUAUAAAAAUUAAAAUUUCUCCAUAAAUUCAUUUCAUUUUACAAUAUAAUAAAAAUACAAUCGCAAACAAAGAUAAAUUAUUAUUUUUACAAUAUAAUCUUAUGUUACGAAAAAGUCAAUUAUAUCACAACGUAAGUAGGAAAAAUUUUGGAAUUGAAAUUAGGAAUAAAGUUAUUUCAAAAAUA
Apis cerana (Asiatic honeybee) is the source of this 2682-nucleotide messenger RNA. RefSeq names its product odorant receptor 27 (gene Or27). Gene Ontology annotation, biological process: sensory perception of smell; detection of chemical stimulus involved in sensory perception of smell. Gene Ontology annotation, molecular function: odorant binding; olfactory receptor activity. The record is from RefSeq and is a predicted model, not a curated record. NCBI's taxonomy places the organism in Eukaryota, Metazoa, Arthropoda, Insecta, Hymenoptera, Apidae. Gene Ontology annotation, cellular component: plasma membrane.